Messenger RNA from Symbiodinium natans, 4209 nucleotides. NCBI's taxonomy places the organism in Eukaryota, Dinophyceae, Suessiales, Symbiodiniaceae. The record is from the annotation of a GenBank genome assembly.
AUGUCCUCAGGUUUGAAAGAGACUUGUCUGCAAAAGUUGCGGGGUCGAAGUCUCUUCGACCAAGCAGUUCACGCCCUUGACGAAAACGCACAUCUGGGCCUGAUCGUGAGCUUCAGGGAAACGCCCUGCCUCUUGGUUUAUGGCUACGCCGCAGCUGCCGUGUCGCUGUAUAUCUUCUGGUGCAUCCGACGUUCGGUUCGGAAUGCUCUUACACUGAGUGCGUCUGCCUCGCGCCCGGUGAAUGGCACUCCCAAGUCCGACAAGCCGAGACAGGAUGCGUGCCGACAGUGCGUGACAGACUCGCAGAAUAGAGUCAUCGAGUUCGAGGGUUACAAGCAUUCUCGCCUUGGGCGGGUCGUGUCAAUGCUGGUGCCGAUGACCACCGCGCUCAUCACCAUCCUUUUUGUCAUCGUAGUGGCGGAUUACUACUGGGAUUGCGAAUGGAGCUGGCCAGACCAUCUGUGUUUCAUCGGCACAUUUCCGAUCUUUGGGAGUUUUGACGCCAACUCCUAUGUGUUCUUGAUACUCUGGUGCCUGGGCGUUACCUGGUUCUUCUUCCUCAUUGUCAACACGGGAGGGCAGAUGGUCAAGCAGUUUGGCUUGAGAGCUCCCUUCCGCAAGGCUGCUGUCAUCUGCGUGUCUGUGCAGGAACGGCAGGAGACCAUUAGCAGUGGCUAUUCGCGGACACUGGCCCUUCGCAAGAAGGCUCUGGGCUUGGUGGCGAAGGUCUUUCGUGGCAAGGACCUGCCCGGCGGAUUCUUGUCGCUGUCCGGCGCGUCCUCGCAGACCAUCCCGCUGAAGUACGACCACACCAGCAAGCUCUGGUACGUGGAGUUUCGCUGCCAAAGAUACGUGUACGAUUCUGACGGCGACGGCUUUGUGCAGCAUGAUCCCAGCACCAGUCUGCGGAAAGGUCAUGCGGCCUUCGACACACUGCUAGCAGAAGGUGGCCUGAGGACGAAGAGCCCCUCGCCCCAAGGCUUCAAGUCCGUGGAUGAGAUGUACAGGAGCGCCGGGCCGAACCAGAUUCCCUUUGAAGUGGACUCUUGGUCACAGGCUCUCACUGAGGAGUUCAGCACGCUCUUCUUCUUGUACCAGUUUUCCAUCUACGCCGUCUGCGUGUGGUUCUCCUACUGGCACUACACAAUCAUUGCCAUGACCAUUGCUAUCAUCUCUGGUUUUUUCAACACCUCUGUGAGACUGGCAAGUCAGCAGUCCAUCAAAUCCAUGAUGGAGCAGCAGCUGACGGCCCACGUGCUUCGAGAUGGCCAGGUCGUUGAGAUUGACGCCAACGAGCUUGUGCCUGGUGACAUCGUCAAGGUGCAGCCUGGUCCAGUCCCUUGCGACCUGCUCUUGCUCCGCGGGGCGGCGGUCUGCGACGAGUCGACACUGACGGGCGAGUCCAUGCCUGUGCAGCGCUUGGCACCGGUAGAGAAGUUGCCAGAUGACCCGCCCGGGUUCCGCUUUGCCGCCAAGCACUCCUUGGUGGCAGGCACGUCUGUGCUCCAGGUUGUCGACAACGAGACAUGGGCUCUGGCAACCCAUACGGGCAUUCACACUCAGAAAGGGCAGCUGCUCCUGUUGAUCUUGUACCCGCCAAAAUUGGUGUUCAAGUACGAUGAGCAGCUGAGCGUUGUCUUUUUCUUGCUCAUCAUCUACGCUUUUGCCCUUGUGGUCAAGCUGAUGAGAGUCAUGUACGUCCGCUACGCGGUGCAGCAGAAGCUGCCCCUCACGGCCACCUGGGCCAGCGGGGUCUUCACCUGCUCCUGCGUACUACCUACGAUGCUGCACAUCGUGCUGUCCGUGGGCCAGGUGAUUUCAGCAAAGCGGCUGAAGGAGAAGAGUUGCAGCAUCUUCUGCGUGGUGCCCAAGCGGAUCGCUUUGGCGGGGAAGGUUCGUGUCGCCUGCUUCGACAAGACGGGCACCUUGACGACCAGCGGUUUGGAGUUCUUCGGAGUGCACUGCGUGGAGACGGAGGGCAGCGGAGGCUCCCCGAGCCCCUUCUCCUCAAAGCGCCUGAGUGCUUCGACGACCCCGAAGCUGGAGGCAGAGCCGCGAAGAUCGAAGUGGGAUCUCGACAUUCUCUGCGGAUUGGCGAGCGCACACUCGUUGUCUCCGUUUUCACAAAGUGAAACGGGUGUUGUUGGCAAUGCUGUCGAGGUGAACAUGUUCAAAGCCUCCAGAUGGUCAUUGGCUUCGCAGAGCGACGUGCAAUGCCCAGCCGACUCUGCUUUUCCAGGGCACCGGCUCGAAAUACGGAAACGCUUUGACUUCUCCCACAGCACCAUGACCAUGAGUGCCGUGGUGAAGCACCAUCCUAGUGGGGAGGAAGGCAUCUACUGCAAGGGGAGCUUCGAGCACAUCCUGCGCAAGUGCCGGCCAGACUCGGUUCCGGAGAACUUCAUCCAGGUUGCCGAAGCGCAUGCCUUUGCAGGCAUGUACGUCCUGGGCCUGGCUGCGCGGCCUUUGCAAGCCGGCGAGUCUGUGCAAAAUCGCGCAGACGCAGAGAAAGAUCUGACCCUGCUAGGAUGCCUGCUGUUCAAGAAUCCCCCUCGUCCGGAUACUGCGGAGACCAUCGAGUGCUUGCGUGCCGGUGACGUCCGGAGCGUCAUGAUCACUGGGGAUGCGGCUGGCACGGCGGUGUCCAUCGCCAAGGAGAUAAAGCUCGCGGCGCCGGGGCUUCCCGUACUGCUGGGAGAUAUGGAAAGCAACGCGAACGGCCACAACGUCGUUUGCUGGAGGUGCGUCGGCGAAGACCUCAAAGGCCUGAACGAGAUUCUCCUGGGCAACGAGUGGCUGACCUGGCGGAAGAAUUACAAGCAGUGGCGGGGAGGAGGUGCAGCCGGGGCGCGCGGCGAAGCCACUGCCAAGGCUGCCAAGCGGCGCGCGCGUGAAGCGCAGGCCGAAAUCUCCAGGCGCUGCUCUUGGCCACAGUUGGAGGAGGUGCAAAAUGCAGGUGAAGAAGCCGGGGAUGAGGACUUUGUGUUUUCGACGGAGGAGAUAGUGCUCUCACGACUCUUCGAGUGGUGUGAACUGGCGGUCACGCAGCAGGCCUUUGAAUGGCUUGCUGCACAGCAAUGCUCGCCGGAUCUGCGCCGGGUUUUGCUGGGCUCACGCCUGUCCUCUCUGAAAAAGGGCAGGGUGCUUGGCAGUGGCAAAGGCCACACCUCCCUCCUCUGGGAGCUGCUCACCUCCAUCCGCAUCUUCGCCCGCAUGACCCCGAACGGAAAGAUCAGUGUCGUGGAGGGCUUCAUGUCCCAGGGCCUCAUUUGCGCCAUGGUCGGUGAUGGUGGCAACGACUCUGGCGCCUUGCGCACGGCGCACGUGGGGAUGGCUCUGAGCUCUGCCACCUCAGCCACAGUGGUCGCCCCCUUCACCACUUGCCGGCCCAGUGUGGCGCCCAUUGCAGACCUCCUGCGUGAGGGCCGAGGCGCGCUGGCCACGUCCUUUGCUGGAUACAAGUACUGUGUCCACUAUGGACUUCUGAACUCAGUGCUGAAGUUCAAGACCUAUUGGCACGGCAUUUCGCAAUCCAUGAUGGCGGCCUACUUCCAGGACAUGAUUGGCUUCCUGAGCCUGUCCUGGGCCAUGAGCUUGGCCAGGCCUGCGCCGGUGCUGGCCACCAGCCGGCCGACCUCUUCGCUCUUCUCCGGCUUCACGGUGUUGUCCGUUGUGGGCAUGCUGGGCUUGAAUGCCCUUUUUCUGGAAGUGAACUGGAGCAUCAUAACGUCGGAUGAGGAGUACGUGCCGUUCCCGGUUCACAAGGUCCGCAUCACGCAGUGGUGGAAGCUGAACACGAACUGGGAGGUCACGACUCUUUUCUUUACGUACACCUUUCAGCUCUUCUGGUCGGCUGUGGUGUAUUCCUUCGGUGAUGUUUUCCGGCUUCCCUGGUACACGAACUUAGUCCUGAUGGCCUUGGUGGCGGUCAACCUGGGGCUGCUGACGUUCCUGAUGCUGAGCAGCCCCAAUUGGAUGACCCGCUUGUUCAAGCUCGUCUUCGAGGACGUCACGGAUUCCGAUCCAUGGACGCCAGAGGAGUACUGCCCAGCAAUGCCGAGAUCGGUGCGCUACCAUCUGCUCUUGGUGAUCAUGUGCAAUCUCACAUGCACCGCUUUCCUGGAGAAGGUGAUCAUCCAAGGCCGAGUGGGCGACUACAUGAGGGUGUUGGGUCGUGCCCUGUCGAAGCACGUCACGCUGCGGCUGUAG